AUGGAUUAUAAUGAAUAUAUCUAAAAUGAGCAACUAUAUGAAAUGAUUGAAAAAGAUGUUCCGUAUCUUAAUAUAUUUUUAUUUUAAGUCGUACAUUAUCCAAGUAAUCUAUUAUGAAAGAACAAACAAAUGCCAGGUUCUCUUAAUACUUUUUUACUGAUUAAUAUAAAAGGAGAAAAUUAUAAAAUAACACUCUACCUAUACAUCAAGAUAUACUCAUUCGAAUUUUAUAUAUAUAUGGUAAACUUAACCCAGCUAUUAAAUAUAUGUAAGGAAUGAGUGAUUUGCUUGCCCCAUUAUAUUUGAUCAUUAAAAAUGAAGCAGAUACAUUUUUUUGUUUUACUAAAAUAAUGGCUCAACUUAAAGAUGCAUAUAUUUCCACACUUGAUUUUACUAACACUGGAAUUAGAGGUCUUCUCUUAAAUUUUGAAACUCAAUUCAAAUUAAAAGAACCAAAUUUAUUCAAGUAUUUAUAUAAUCUCGGCAUUCAUCCAUAUAUGUAUGGUUAUAGAUGGAUUAUCACUUGUAUGUCACGUGAAUUCUAUCUAGAUUAAAUCUAUUAAAUAUGGGAUCUAAUGUUACAUAAUCGCAAUAUGCAUGAUUUCAUUAUCAAAUUUGCUAUUGCAAUUCUUAAAUAUUUAAAACCCUAGUUAAUUGAAGCUGAUUUUAAAUUAGCUUUUGAUAUUUUGAUGAAUAGCGAAAAAGAUGUUCUUCAAAUUCUCAACUUUAUGUGA
Molecule: messenger RNA, 734 nt
Organism: Paramecium pentaurelia
Lineage: Eukaryota; Ciliophora; Oligohymenophorea; Peniculida; Parameciidae
Source: the annotation of a GenBank genome assembly